CGCAAGUUGUUUCCGCCUUCUUAAAAACAGUUUCUUCUUCAGUGGUCUGGUCUCAGCUAUACCAAAGCCGGUCUCCUGUCUAUAUAUUAGAAGUCUAUAUUUCAUAUAUAUUAAAAUAAAUAAAUAAAAUGUCUUUGUCUGUGGAUGGAAACAAGCCAAAUGAGGAGGCAACGGAUCAGAGGGACACCAGUGAGCCCAGCCGGUUGGAGUCUUGUUUGGAUCAACCAAUGGGUUCGAGCAGCGUCCACGAAGACAUCAAGUACCUGCCCUCACCGCUACCAGCCGAACACUACGACGCCGACACCACCGAACCGAUCAGCUGUGGUCUUCAAACUUUGGAGGAGCUGUUGUCGUGGAAACGAAGCGAGGCCAACCCCUUUAAUGUGGCAGCAGUCCCUCUAGCACCUCGGGAGCCUCCUCUGGCCAGUUGUCCACGUCGGACCUUGGUGUCUCAUGAUAUGAUGGGCGGCUACCUAGAUGACCGGUUUGCCCAGGGGACCAGUGCAGAGGCUCCAUAUGCCUUCUACCACUGGCAGUACAUUGACAUCUUCAACUACUUCACACACAAAAUGGUGACAAUUCCUCCGGCUGUGUGGACCAAUGCUGCACAUAAACACGGCGUCGUCGUUCUGGGGACGUUUAUCACAGAGUGGACGGAUGGCGCCGCCGUGUGCGAGGCCUUCCUGAAAGACGAGGAGUCGUACCGGGCCGUGGCUGAUAAACUGGUCCAGAUCAGCUACUGUUACGGCUUCGACGGCUGGCUCAUUAACAUAGAGAACCCCCUCAGCAAGGUUGCGGUGGAGAACACACCUUUGUUCCUGCGCUACCUCACAGACCAGAUGCAGGAGCGAGUGUCCGGCAGCCUGGUCCUGUGGUACGACAGCGUGAUCGAGAGCGGACAGCUAACGUGGCAGAAUGAACUCAACACGUCCAACAGGAUGUUUUUCGAUGCUUGCGAUGGCUUCUUCACCAACUACAACUGGACCGAGCAGAACCUGGAGUGGAUGCGGGACUACAGCGGGGUCCAGGGCCGCCAGGCUGACGUCUACGUCGGGGUGGACGUGUUCGCCCGAGGCAAGGUGGUGGGAGGAAUGCUGGAAACAAAUAAGGCGCUGGAAGUCAUUCGGAAGCACAACUUCUCGGCAGCCAUCUUUGCUCCAGGCUGGGUGUACGAGACCCACAGCGAUAAGACCCAAUUCCGUAAGAAUCAGGACAACUUCUGGGCUCUUCUGUCAGACUACCUGUACAUCCAUCGGCCAGCCUCUCCCCUCCCCUUCAUCUCCUCCUUCUGCCAGGGCUUUGGGAAGGCUAUCUACUGGAGAGGACAGCGUGAGGAGAACAGGAGCUGGUUCAACCUGACGGCCCAGGAGAUCCAGCCCUUGUACUACCAUACGGAGCUGGAGGGCCAGGGCUCGCCGGAGGGCCAGGGAUCGCCGGAGGGCCAGUGCCAGGGCUGGCUGAGCAGCCGCGGCUGCCCCGAGGACGCCUGGAACGGCGGCUGCUCGCUGCUGCUGGACGGACUCAUCCCCGCCACUCACACCUCUCCAGUUUGUGCCAGGAUCUUCUCCCUCCAUGUACCCCUGGCGUCCAAGACCCUGGUGACCCUCAUCUACAAGCCGUCGGCUGGGAUCAGAGUUUCCCUGGAGCUGAAGACAACCGACGCCAGCCUCUGCACACACAACGUCCAGGACGUCAAACUUGUGCCUCCCGUGGCACUGGAUGACCGGCUCCAGAUGUUGAGCCUGUUCACUCAGCUGUGCGGCAACCUGAGUCCAGAUGGCUGGAUCGUCGGGUGUUCCCAGCUGGAGCUUCGGGGCUGUGAUCUGAGAGAAGUUUGUCUCAACAUCCAGCGGAAUGGACAGCCUCAGGACACAGCUUUCAGCUGCCGGGUGGGAGAAAUCAUGCUCUUGGACGUAGCCAGUCUGCAGGUCCCCCCUGAGCUGGUUCGGGGCUUGUGCAUCUACGACGUGGUGUGGCUGCGUGCUGCCGGGACCUCGCCGGAGUCCACCUCCCUCUGCCUGCACCUGAACGCCACCUUGCGCUGGGACUACCCCACCCAGCUCGUGCGCCACUUCCGGGUGUACUGGCGACGGCUCAGAGGACCCGACCCCCGAAUCCCCCCGGGUCAGCUGGUUCUGGUGGGCCGGGCGUAUUCGAAUAUUUUCAGAGUAACGGAGCUGGUGGUGCCGGAAGCACCCAGCCUGCUGGAGCUGGUGGUGGAGCCGGUGAUCAGGAAGGGCUUCCCGGUCCCGGAGAGCCACUGGGGAAGAAGAAGCCUCAGCUACACAGAGGACUCAACACAAUGACUCGACAGAACCGUUAUCAGGCCGCUUCUCCUUGACUCUUUAGUGAAUGCUACUGCCAUUUAACCAGGUGACCCUAUUUCUGGCAGCCACAUUCUGCUUUUAUGAUGAAUCAUGCACAUGUUAAAAGGAGCACUUUAGUAACCUCCAAUUUGUUUUUGGCUCAGAAGACAAAAUGUCUCAGUACAGAUAUUCUAGGUCCCCAGAAGACUGAUCUUUUUCAUCUAAUCAAAUGGGCUGGCACCAAGUUCGCCACAGGAUGAACUGUAAAGGCCCAGAUAUACUUGCGUUUAACUACGCGUACGUAAGAUGGCUGCCACGCGUAUCCUGCGUUCUUUUGGAGCGUAGGUUGUGCACGUCUUCAGAAAUUAACACUACGCAUCCGCAAGAUGCAAUUCAGCACACGAACGUGGGAGCAGCAUAUCGUUUGACAGGCAGGUCGACAGCUGUUCCACACUGCAGCCAAGGAAUAUCUUCCGGUGUCGGCCGGGGACGAUAUGGCCCUGAUCUGCCCCCUAGUGGAUAUCCUACUGUACGUUUAAUCCUCCAGGUACACGCAAAGUACGCAGGCAAGUAUGUAAACAAUGCCGUUGGCGCCGCUGUCUACACGUACGCAUCGUUAAAAAGCUAGUAUAUCUGGGCCUUAACACGUCUACAGCCAUGCUAGCAGCUCUGUCAGGCUGUACUGAGCUAAAUGCUAACAUCAGCAUGCUCACAAACACAAUGUUAAUGUUUAGCAGGUAUAACGUUUUCCAUGUCCACCAUCUUAGUUUAGCAUGCUAGCAUGUGCUAAAUAGCUUUAAACAUACAGUACACUGAGGCUGAUGUGCAGGUUUGUGCUUAUAUUCGAGAAAAUAAAAAGUUGACCUGAUGAUGGCACUAAAUGAA
Perca fluviatilis (European perch) is the source of this 3191-nucleotide messenger RNA. It is a transcript of the gene engase, whose product is annotated as endo-beta-N-acetylglucosaminidase. Gene Ontology annotation, molecular function: mannosyl-glycoprotein endo-beta-N-acetylglucosaminidase activity. Gene Ontology annotation, cellular component: cytoplasm. The record is from RefSeq and is a predicted model, not a curated record. Gene Ontology annotation, biological process: protein deglycosylation. Bases 129 to 2306 code for a protein of 725 amino acids. The transcript has 14 exons. NCBI's taxonomy places the organism in Eukaryota, Metazoa, Chordata, Actinopteri, Perciformes, Percidae.